Selaginella moellendorffii is the source of this 2574-nucleotide messenger RNA. Its product is annotated as sphingoid long-chain bases kinase 1. Gene Ontology annotation, cellular component: cytoplasm; intracellular membrane-bounded organelle; membrane. The transcript has 10 exons. Gene Ontology annotation, biological process: sphingosine biosynthetic process. NCBI's taxonomy places the organism in Eukaryota, Viridiplantae, Streptophyta, Lycopodiopsida, Selaginellales, Selaginellaceae. Gene Ontology annotation, molecular function: kinase activity. The coding region runs from base 277 to 2427 and encodes 716 amino acids. The record is from RefSeq and is a predicted model, not a curated record.
GAGAUCCGCAUCUCGUAAAAAAGUAUCUAGUAGAAUAUGCUCCACCUUCUAGGGCAUUUGCUGAUGUCACAGACCAUGCCCAGCAGCGGGUCAGGCAAGGAAGAGGAGGAGGAGCGAAGAACACUGUAGCAGCGCGACGGCGGCGCCAACAGCUGGAAUGCAGCUCUUCCUCACUGUAGCCAGGCGCAUUCUCUCUCCUCCAGAUCCUUGAUUGUCGCGCAUUUCCUAGGGGAUGGUACUACGAUCGGCGCUGUGAGUCGUGGGAAUUGGGCAGAGAUGCGGGGUUCGAUCAAUCCUCUACGCGUUCUAGCGAAGAAGACGGAGAAUUCUCAGCCGGGGGACCAGGAGGCGCCGCCGCAGGCUUUGCCCCCUCCACCAUCGUCCAAGAAGAGCAAAUGGGGGCUCUCUGGAAGUGCCAGGCGCUCGAAGAAAGGCGAGAGAGAGGUACCUGGCGACCACAAAAUAAAUAUCAAGGAUGAGGACUUGGAUUUGCUGGGGGAGAUUGUCAUGACGGGUAUGGUGGCUCCUCCAGGCACUGGCACGCAAGAGAACAUAAACAUGGCUACUGUGGAGGUCCACGCCAAGCUCACUACCAAGGCACUCAUCUGGGGUCUUCACUGUUUGAGGCUCGAAGACGUUGUCGCUGUAAGUUCUUUCUUCUUUCUUCUUUCGUUUCUUCGCUUGGUUGCUCAUUCGUGUAACUUGCCAGGUUUCUUACAGCGACGGAAGUCGACGCUUUACAAUUCACUCGUAUCAAGUCACGAAAGAGAAAUGGAUCUCGAGCUCGCGGAGUGGGUCUCUGCCUUCGCCGACCAAGGUUGCCACAUCAACUUUUUGAGGCACCCGCUCGCAUCCUCGAAGAAGAAGAGCACUGUUGUCGAUGCGGGAUCCUCUCCGUCUCCCUCGAUCAGGUGCCGGUCCCGUCCUACGGUGCUUGUCAUUCUGAAUCCUCGCUCCGGUCGUGGUCGUGCUCGCAAGGUGUUCAGUAAGGCGGAGCCAGUCCUGAAGCUGGCUGGUUUUAGACUUACAAUUGUCGAGACCACGGAUGCCCGUCACGCUCAAACACUGGCAUCUACUGUCGAUCUCUCUACUUGUCCAGAUGGAAUUAUUUGUGUUGGUGGCGACGGGAUUGUGAACGAGGUGUUGAACGGCUUACUUAGCAGAGAUAAUCCACACAGAGCAUCGGAGGUUCCCAUUGGCAUUAUCCCGGCCGGCUCUGAUAACUCGUUGGUAUGGACCGUCUUAGGUAUUCGCGAUCCCGUCUCCGCUGCUGUUGCAAUCGUGAAGGGAGGCAUGGUGGGUAUGGAUGUUCUUGGCGUGGAAUGGACAAAAACUGGUGCUGUUCAUCUUGGCUUUACAAUUGCAUAUUAUGGAUUUAUGAGUGAUGUCUUGGAGCUUUCUAGUAAAUACCAGAAAAGGUUUGGACCAUUGCGGUACUUCGUAGCAGGUGCUCUGAAGCUACUCCGUUUGCCGCAGUACAAGUGUGAAAUAGAUUUCGUCCCAGUCGACACCAAGAAAGACGAAGCCAGCGGCCCGAACGUUCGUCUGGAAGUCGACAGACAUGGAGACCUCGAGGCAGGGACCAUCGAGGCCAUCUUUUCAAGAAGCACUUCGACGGAGAAUGAUCACGAUGCUACAAACGAGCCAUCCGACUACGUCAGAGGCCUCGACGGGAAGACAAAGAAGCAACUCUCGACUCGAGCUUCCUUUCCCGGUUGCUGCACCGAGGAGGCUCUUUCCGUCCACCACGGAACAACUAGUCCGUCUCCGAGGCCACGGACGAGGUCCAAGUCGAGGUCCGAGAAAAGCUGGUCGGGGCUGAGCGUGGACGGCGAGUCGGCCAGAGUUUCGCGUGCCAACUCUGUGAUCUCUUCCAACGGGGAAGCAGAAAACGUGUCGUCGGCACCGAAGUGGGACAGUCCAGCACCGAAGUGGGACAGUCCAGCACCGAAAUGGGACAGUCCGGGACCGAAAUGGGACAGUCCAGUCGACUCCAGAUUCAGCUCCGAGUCGGAUAGCUUCCCACCGUCCAGUGACAGCGUGGUGCCAAAGUGGGAGCACAGGCAGGGAUACUUUCUGGGAAUUAUGCUGUGCAACCAUCAGUGCAAGACGGUGCAGUGCCUACCAUCUCAAGUUCUUGCUCCCGGGGCCGAGCACGACGACGGGAACCUCGACUUGAUCAUCGUGCGAGCAGUGGGCCGGUUGCAACUCCUGCGUUUCUUCUGGUCGAUGCAGUUCAACCGUCACUUGAAACUACCAUUCGUCGAGUACAUCAAGGUGCGCCAAGCUAUACUAAAAACCGCAGGAAAUGAUCUUCAAGGUUGUGGGAUCGAUGGCGAGCUCCUGGAGCUAAACAGUCCGAUAUCAGCAGCGUUGCUACCGUAUCAAUGCCGCCUUAUUGGUCGUGCGAGACCCCGCCAGCAGUGAAAGAAGAUCGAGAGCACGCAGCGGUUUUCCCCUCCUGUAAGUAUUGUCUCUAGCUUUUUGGUUUUCUUCUCGCGCUUCUCUUUGAUAGAGCUAUGAUGCUUCUCGUUUUCUUCUUGCGAUUUUGAUAAGACUACACACAUUUUGAUA